AUGGUUUCCAUAGCCCUUCCCCCAGUAACCUGUAUGAUGAAGUGGAACUGGAGGUCAACAGUCCAGAAGAAUUCUCGUUUUUCCAGGAAGACCUUGUGGCAGAACAGCUGACAUACAUGGAUGCAAAACUCUUCAAGAAAGUUGUGCCCUACCACUGUUUGGGAUGCAUCUGGUCUCAAAGGGAUAAGAAAGAAAACAACCACGUGGCACCUACCAUCAGAGCCACCAUCUCUCAGUUCAAUGCAGUUACCAAAUGUGUUGUCAGCACUAUCCUGAAGAGCAAAGAACUCAAAACACAGCAAAGAGCCAAGAUCAUUGAGAAGUGGAUUAAUAUUGCACAUGAAUGUAGGAUCCUGAAGAAUUUUUCCUCCUUGAGGGCCAUCAUUUCGGCACUGCAGUCCUACUCCAUCUAUCGGCUAAAGAAGACCUGGGCGUGUGUUCCAAAGGACAUAAUGCUGAUGUUCGAAGAGCUGUCUGACAUCUUCUCGGACCACGACAACUAUCUGACAAGCAGGGAGCUGCUAAUGAAGGAAGGAACAUCCAAAUUUGCCAAUCUGGACAGCAGCGUGAAAGAAAAUCAGAAAAGGACACAGAGGCGACUGCAACUUCAAAAAGAUAUGGGGGUAAUGCAAGGCACGGUACCUUACCUUGGGACCUUCCUCACUGAUCUCACCAUGCUUGACACAGCCCUUCCGGACUAUAUCGAGGGUGGCCUGAUAAAUUUUGAGAAGAGGCGAAAGGAAUUUGAGGUAAUCGCCCAAAUUAAGCUCUUGCAAUCUGCAUGUAACAGCUACUGCAUGACACCAGACCAAAAAUUCAUCCAGUGGUUCUGGAGACAGCAGCAUUUAUCUGACAAGGAGAGUUGCAGCCUUUCCCAUGAGAUCGAAGCAGCUGCUGACACUAGCACCACGUCGCCGAAAUCUCGGAAAAGCAUGGUGAAGAGGUUCAGCCUGCUGUUUCUAGGCUCCGAGGUGAUCGCCCACAGCACACCCAUCAAAGAGCCACCCAAAUCCACUCCAAGUGGGAGCUCUGGGGAAAGCACGGACUCGGCCAGUGUUUCGUCCUGUGAGUUUAAUCACUCUGAAUCCGAAGACGCCUGCACCACUCCCACAGGCACUCCCGAGGAGCCUGAGAAGAAGCUCUCCGAAUCGUCCUCCUCCUCCGAGUCCUCCACCCAUUCCACGGACACAUCUUCCUCGGGAGUGUCAUCUCUAAUCUCACCCUCUCCUGCACAGUCCUCUACCGACAAGUGCUCUGUCUCCGAGACGCCCGUUACCUCAAAAGCACCGUCUCCUGUUUACAACCAGCAGAACAACGAUACGUGCAUCAUCCGCGUCAGCACGGAAAACAACAACGGCAACAUGUACAAGAGCAUCCUGGUAAGCAGCCAAGACAAAGCUCCUGCUGUCAUCCAGAGAGCUAUGCUGAAGCACAACCUGGAAUGUGACGCAGCUGGGGAUUAUGAGCUCGUACAGGUCAUCUCUGAGGACAAAGAGCUGGUGAUCCCAGGCAACGCCAACGUGUUCUACGCCAUGAACAGCCACGUGAACUUCGACUUCAUCCUGCGGAAAAAAGCUUCGGUCAAUGGGCAGGUGAAGAUGAGGAGCCGCUGCAGCCUGGCGUUCCUCAGGACUGCCAGGCGCGGGUGCUGGACCAACAGGCCCAGCAAAAUCUCACUGUGA
Molecule: messenger RNA, 1682 nt
Organism: Tauraco erythrolophus (red-crested turaco)
Lineage: Eukaryota; Metazoa; Chordata; Aves; Musophagiformes; Musophagidae
Source: RefSeq, a predicted model, not a curated record